This is a messenger RNA of Rhagoletis zephyria (snowberry fruit fly), 1011 nucleotides long. Its product is annotated as 3-hydroxy-3-methylglutaryl-coenzyme A reductase-like. Gene Ontology annotation, cellular component: membrane. NCBI's taxonomy places the organism in Eukaryota, Metazoa, Arthropoda, Insecta, Diptera, Tephritidae. The record is from RefSeq and is a predicted model, not a curated record.
AUGGCUUCCUCCUCCUCCUCUCCCUCUGAUUCAGCAGGCGGCAGCCAUUCACACAGCAGUCCGGUGUCUUCCGAGGUGCUCAUUGUGACGAUAUCGCGGUGCCUGGCACUGCUCUACAUCUACCAUCAGUUUAAGAAUCUCUACAAAUUGGGCUCCAAGUAUCUGGUAGGCAUUGCCGUCCUCUUUACCGUCUUCUCCAGCAUCAUCUUCUGCACUGGGGUGCUCAACUUUUUAAACGGCAACCUAAGUGUGGUCAACAAAGCUCUUCCCUUCUUCAUUCUGCUGUCUGAUCUGUCAAAAGCUAGUUUUUUGGCACAGUUUGCGCUCUCCUCUUCAAACAGGGAUGAAGUGCAUGAAAAUAUCGCUCGUGGAAUGGCCACCCUGGGGCCAUCGCUGACGCUGGACACACUGGCGGAGACGCUGGCUAUCGGCGUGGGGACCAUUACUGGCUAUCCAACGCUGGCGGAGAUUAGCUACUUCUCGUGCCUGACCUAUUUGGUCAACUAUGUCGUCUUCAUGACGGUUUUCCCCGCCGUCCUUUCAUUAGCAUUAGAGCAGUCUACGCACGCACGUGAAGGUGUGGACGCGCCCGUGUGGCAGUUUGCCUCACUGGCGAAGGUCCUCCAGCUGGAGAGUGAACACACACCGAACCCGGUCAUCCAGCGCGUGAAGGUGGUCAUGUCGGCCGGGCUGAUGCUGGUGCACACUCUGAGGAGGUGGCCACUCACCGCUGAUGUCACCGGGGAGAUGGGCUUUGGCCAGGGCACCGGAGGUGUCGGCGGCGUCGGCGGCGGCAGUAUGGACUCCACGGUGGAGCAGGCGUCCAAUGGUCUGGUCGGCUCGCUCACCAACACCGCCACCGAGCAGAUUCUCGUCAUUGGCUUUGUCUGCGUGCUGGCCAUCAAGUAUAUCUUCUUUGAGAACAUCAACAACGACGUGCCCAAUGGCAGUCAGCAGAGCCAACGGCAGUACUCGCAGUUUGGCGAAGAGAUGAACAAGAACUCGACGGCG